Molecule: messenger RNA, 876 nt
Organism: Kickxella alabastrina
Lineage: Eukaryota; Fungi; Kickxellomycota; Kickxellomycetes; Kickxellales; Kickxellaceae
Product: FtsJ-like methyltransferase-domain-containing protein
Exons: 2
Coding region: 1-876 (291 amino acids)
Biological process (GO): tRNA methylation; cytoplasmic translation
Cellular component (GO): cytoplasm
Molecular function (GO): tRNA methyltransferase activity
Source: RefSeq, a predicted model, not a curated record
AUGGGCAAGUCUUCAAAGGACAAACGCGAUGUAUACUACAGACUGGCCAAGGAGCAGGGCUGGCGUGCCCGCAGUGCAUUCAAGCUGCUCCAGGUCGACGAGGAAUUCAACAUUUUCCAAGGUGUCACAAGAGCCGUCGAUUUGUGCGCCGCACCCGGAAGCUGGUCACAGGUGCUCAGUAAGGAGCUGCAAAAGAACAACACUGACACCAACGAGCCACCACAAAUCGUCGCCGUUGAUCUCCAGGCCAUGGCGCCGCUCCCAGGUGUCACACAGAUCCAAGGCGACAUAACAAAAUUAUCGACAGCCGAACAAAUAGUCUCGCACUUUGACGGGGCCCAGGCUGAUCUCGUUGUCAGCGACGGCGCCCCCGAUGUCACAGGCCUGCAUGACCUAGACGAGUACAUCCAGGCACAGCUGAUCCUCGCCGCACUCAACAUCACCACCCAUGUUUUGCGCAAGGGAGGCACUUUUGUGGCAAAGAUCUUUAGAGGAAAAGAUGUUACGCUGUUGUAUGCGCAGCUCAAGAUAUUUUUCCGCACUGUUCAUGUGGCUAAACCAAGGUCGUCGAGGAACUCGAGUAUUGAGGCGUUUAUCGUGUGCUUGGAGUAUAAUCCACCGGAGGAUUACGUGCCUAAUAUGGCUAAUCCACUGAUGGAUGUGCCGUAUGGUCCGGAUCAGCCUAUUGUUGGGAGUAACCGCGUUAUCGUGCCCUUUGUCGCCUGUGGCGAUUUGCGCGGGUUUGAUGCUGAUAUGACGUAUCCGCUGGAAAUAGACGAUGACGAGCCGUACCACCAGCUGGACCCGAUGCAGAUGCCCAUCAGCCCGCCGUAUAAAAAGGCCCUUGAGCUCAAGCGCGCCAAUUUCUACAACUAA